Messenger RNA from Meyerozyma guilliermondii ATCC 6260, 2139 nucleotides. RefSeq names its product ATP-dependent DNA helicase (gene CAS1). Gene Ontology annotation, molecular function: double-stranded DNA binding; damaged DNA binding; telomeric repeat DNA binding. The coding region runs from base 1 to 2139 and encodes 712 amino acids. The transcript has a single exon. Gene Ontology annotation, cellular component: Ku70:Ku80 complex; nucleus. Gene Ontology annotation, biological process: double-strand break repair via nonhomologous end joining; telomere maintenance; cellular response to X-ray. Lineage: Eukaryota; Fungi; Ascomycota; Pichiomycetes; Serinales; Debaryomycetaceae. The record is from RefSeq and is a predicted model, not a curated record.
AUGAACGACGAAGAAGACUACACCGCACAAUAUGAGAUCCGCGAAGGGAUAAUCUUUCUCAUUGAGCUUUCCCCAGCGAUAUUUCGUCCAUUAGUAGAACUUGGUGGUCGGUCUCAAUUUUUGGAAAUACUCUCCAGCAUCAACGAUUUAAUGUCUGAGCUUUUAAUCACGGUUCCAAGCACCGGAGUUGGUAUCUACUUGUACAAUUGCAGUGUUACCGGCCGCAAGUUUCCCCGAGAUUCAGGAAUGGAACGUAUUUUUACAUUGAAUGAUAUCAACUCCACCAAUAUGAAAAACUUGAACGACAUGAUUCAGGACCAUAUUGAUAAUGUAAAGAUAUUGGAUGAGCGAUUUCCUCCAGCUGAGGGAAGUCUAAAACUCUCUUCAGUUCUAAACACUAUUUUGGACGAGUUCCAUGGAAGGUCUCAUUAUAAUGUCAAACGAAUGGUAUGGAUAAGCAAUAAUGACAAGCCGUUCAAUGAUGAUGGAUCACCAGAGGGCGAGAAAAUCAAACAAAAUUUGUGGAAAAUGAUCAACAACUACGAAGAGUACAAGAUAAAUAUUAGCCCCAUAUUCAUGGACCCUCCUAGCGACACCGAACCAAAGCCAUUUGAUAUCUCGAUCUACCAACAAAUCUUCCUCAACACAAACUACCUCAACCGCCAAAAACAAUCAAGAGAAACCGAAACUUACUACGACACAUUUUUCGAUGGUCUUUCUGAAGAAGCAAAUCAGACUACUGUAGCUUCGCAAAUACGAAGUGCCAUUUUGAGACUCAAGGAAAUCAAACGUAUAUUAUUUUCAUGCGACUUGAUUCUUGGUGAUAGUAAUACUGAUAUUGCCGGAAGACUUGCUUGCUCAAUUAAGGGCUAUGCACUAUAUGGACAUGAAAAACUAAAGAAAUUCAAGCAUUUACAUCAUGAGGGAGAGAAUUUACGAGUGGUUCAACUUGACUCCAAAACGGUGGAUGAUGCAACUGGACAGGAAAUUCAGUAUAAUGAUGAUAAGCCUACCUUAGCAGAAAAGCAAGAUGAGGCAGGGGUUAGAAGAGGUUUUGAUAUCGGCGAUAGUGAAGUCCUUUUCUUGAAUUCGAAACAACUCGAUUUCUUAAAGAAUUAUACCUUUGAUCAUGAUCCUGAAAAUCAUGAAGUAGUUACCAAAGAUAUUGGUGAUAUGGCUGGGGAGGAGGAGAAAGAGUCAGCACCCACCUACUCGUCUCCACCUUACCUAAAGUUGCUAGGAUUCAGGGCAACUGAAAACUUUGAACCAUACUACACCUCAUCUGCCCCAGCACUUGUAAUGCCAGACUUUGACAAUGGGUUAAAAGCUGCCUCAUCCAAGGGUGGGUUCAGCAACUCCUAUUUAACUCUCGCCUCGCUUUAUCGUUCUUGUGUUAAGCUAGGCCAGUUUGCUGUUGUAUUUGGUUGUAUAAAACGCAAUUCGCUGCCUUCGUUAUUUGCUCUUUAUCCAACAGGAAUUUCAAUGUCAAAAAGAAGUAUUCCACACGAUAAAGAUUUCCCAGAGGGCUUUCUACUUGCUCGUAUGCCAUGGCUCGAUGACAUACGGCUGUUGCCUGACUACUUAUUGAACGAUUCCACAUUUCAUCACGAAAAAGAAGAACUGUCCAUCCCGCCAGAACUUGUAACAAAGUUCAAAAAUGUCGUUGGGCUGUUUUAUUUGAACCACUAUAAUCCAGGAGAGUUUGCCAAUCCCUCAGUCAAUUACUUCUACAAAGUCAUUAAACACGAGCUUCUUCAAAUUGCUUUAAGCGACGAAUCUCGCUCUCCGCUCAACAACGAUCAAACCUUACUGAGACUAGAUGAUUUACGGGAAGCUAUUCAGCUGACACCCAAACUUUUGAAUGUUAUUAGUGAACUAAGACAACAUUUACUCAACUUAGGACCUGUAUCAAGGAAAAGAACUAGUCAAGAACCCCAUAAUGCUGCAAACAAAGCACAGAGACCUGCUCUUACAGAAGAGUCUGUGCUCACUGCGUGGAAAACUAACGAUUGGACCAAUUUCAAUGUUCCUCAGCUUCGCGAAUUCGCAAAGAAAUAUCCGGGUCAAAUAAAGUCCGGUACCAAGCGUCAAGACAUCAUCGAUAAUAUUUCCGAGUUUAUAGCUAGUAAAAGUAAGUGA